AACUUUUGCCAAUGAAAAUAUGGUGCCGUCACCAUGGCCACGAAAUUCGGAUUACAAACCAAAACUAAAUCAGAUGACUCAAUUUCAGAUUUAGCAAAUGUUCAUCAAAGGCCUUUCAAGCCUUUGAGCACUGUUAUUAGUGAUGCAGGAAUUUAUGCAUAUUGUGCAAUAUGUGCAAUGUCAUUACAUGAUCUUUAUAAAGAAGAUUCUAACAGAGCUUUUAGGGAGCAAUGCUUAUCAAGAUUGAUAAUUCAUGUUGGUCUUCCGGAGCAGGUAAGAAGUGCUAUGUAUGCAUUCCUUAGUGGAGAAGGGAGUGAGAUAGAGCCUUUGAUUUGUGCUUUAAAGAAAGAACCUGCUUUGAAUGGAAAUUGCUUGAGAAUUCUAGAAGAUCUGAUUCUCUUUGCUGUAGAAGGAGGUGUCUAUGAUGCUCGUAUGAGGAUAUUGAUUCUACAUGUUGCAUUGUUAUUACGAGUUGCCUUACCAUUAGUUGAAAUAUAUGAAGAAUCUGUUGUUGACAUGCUUUCAAGAGAAGUUCAAGAAAUAUCAGAGGAAGAACAGAAAGCAAAUCAAAGGAGAAAGCGAAAUAAGAAAAUUAAGCGGUAUUUAUUAGUAGGAAUGGCAACUAUAGGUGGUGGAGCUGUUUUAGGUUUAACUGGAGGACUAGCUGCUCCAUUCAUGGCUGCCGGUGCAGGAGCAAUCAUAGGUGGAGCAGGUGCUGCUGCAUUAGGUUCUGCUGCUGGUGUUGCAGUUAUUGGCUCUCUGUUUGGUGUAGCUGGAGCUGGAUUGACUGGUUACAAAAUGCAGAAACGUGUUGGUGACAUUGAAGAAUUCGCUUUUGACACAUUAACUGAAGGCAAACAACUGCAUAUCACUUUAGCUAUAUCUGGAUGGUUAUCUGAAGAAGGAAAAGAAGCAUUUCAAGAGCCAUGGUAUAGCCUAAUGCAUUCUAGAGAACAGUACUGUUUAAGAUAUGAAUCUACAUACCUCUUACAGUUAGGACGGGCUAUGGAUUAUUUAUUUAGCUUUGCAUUAACCAUGGCUGCACAAGAAGCUUUGAAAUAUACAAUUUUAUCAGGUCUUAUUGCUGCCAUUACUUGGCCGGCAACUCUGAUCACUGUUGCUGGUGUUAUUGACAAUCCUUGGGGAGUCUGUAUCAGACGAUCUGCCGAAGUUGGACGACAUCUAGCUGAAGUUCUUCUUGAAAGGCAACAUGGCAAAAGACCAGUGACAUUAAUUGGAUUCAGUUUGGGUGCACGUGUCAUAUUCCAUUGUUUAAAAGAAAUGGCAAGAAGAAAAGAUUGUGAAGGCAUAAUUGAAGAUGCCAUAAUGUUAGGUGCCCCAGUAACUGCUCAUCCUCAAAGCUGGCAAGAAUUGGCCAAGGUUGUGAAUGGUCGCAUUGUAAAUGGAUAUUGCAGAGGUGAUUGGUUGCUGAAAUUCUUGUAUAGAACUUCAUCUGUAACUAUGAAAAUAGCUGGCUUGCAAGCAAUUAGAUGGUAUGACCGUAGAAUGUGCAAUGUUGAUUUAAGCAGUGUGGUAUCAGGUCAUAUGGAUUAUGCCAACAAAAUGGAUAUCAUCUUGAAAGCUGUUGGAGUCCGCACAACAGAUGAAGUAAUCGAUGAAUUCAAAUUGAGAAAAUCUCGUUCUGAUCUACCCCAUUCUGAUCAAAGAACAUCAGCUUCACGCCAAAGAUAUAGACAGCGAUCGAAAUCGGAUAGUGCCAUUAAUUUUGUAUGUGAUGCUCCACCUGUUCCAUGUUGCACUGUGAGCAGAGAUCGGUCCCAAUCUCUUGAUAGUGCAUUGAGUCGAUCUAGCACAAAUUCCAUGAUGUUAAAUCCAUCUGGUCUAAAGACACCAGAUUCCAGAUUAUCGCCAUCAUUAUUUUCCAAGCCAAGUUCCAGAGAAUUCACUACUCUUCAAGAAGAUACUCCACAAGAUCUUGAUUUAGUUGUUCCUGAUGAUUGGGAAUGGAAUGCUUGGGAAGAGAAGUGUAAUUGAGAAAGAAAUUGAUAUUUGAUUAAAGGAAAAAUAACAUUGUAAUUUUUAUUAUUUGAUGGAUUUCUUAAAAUUAAUUUGAUUAAAUUUAGAUUUGGAAUUUUUUAAAUAAGAUUUUAAUGAGCAAUUAUAUUUUGAUAUUUUCUAUGAUGGGUGUUUAGUUGGAAUUGAAUGAAGGGAUUAAAUGUAAAAAACAUGAAUUACAUGAAAUUGCUUUUCCAAGGACCAUAUUAUUAUUUAUUAUUUUUCAUUUAACAUACUUAAUUUUGUAAUCUCUAAAAUUCUACUGCACUUUAAGAUGUUAACAUUUUUGGAUUUAAAUAGUGCUUUUUUUUAUAUUUCUAUAUGUGUGUUUUUGAAUUUUUGUUAUUUAAUGAGUUGGCUGUUUCUAGCACUCUUUUUCUCACUACACAUUUAUAUCCGUAUGAAUUGAUAUUUAUUAUGUCUGAAAUUUUGCAUUAAAUGUUUCAAGAAGGCUUUAAGAUUUAUAUUAAUAAUUAUAAACCACAUUAAAGUGCCAACUUAUGAAAAAUUAACUGUUGAUGUAAAUUUGAUGUUGUUUGUUAGUUGGUAUAAUGUUUAUUAAAUCUGAAGUCACUUUGUUGAAAUAUAUCAUUAAUUACAUAAUUAUUAUAAAUCUCUAAAUAUUUGAUGCCUAUAGAAAGGUAUUUCCAACCAUUUUACUAAUGAAUUUAUAGCAUACUAAAUGUCUUUCUAACCAAUUUAAUAAUUAAAUU
Molecule: messenger RNA, 2729 nt
Organism: Argiope bruennichi
Lineage: Eukaryota; Metazoa; Arthropoda; Arachnida; Araneae; Araneidae
Product: transmembrane and coiled-coil domain-containing protein 4-like
Exons: 14
Coding region: 34-1995 (653 amino acids)
Source: RefSeq, a predicted model, not a curated record